AUGCGAGCCAACACACCUGGCGUAGCUCUUGCCGUAGCUGCUGCUGCAUUUGCGAAUCUUGGCUCUGUCUCGGCGGUGCCUCACGAGCAGAGCCUGUACAACGGCUACAACGGCCUCGCUGGACCUGCCGCCGAGUUCUACGAUGACAGCAUCCCGUCACGCGUCACGCACUCAGUGUGGUCGGCGCUCACGUCGCUGUUCGGCGAAUCGCACAAGACUGUGCAGCUAAUCAAGUCGGCUCCUGGCGUCAAACUGCUCGACUCGGGCUUCCCCACUGCUGACACCGACUCUGUCUCGGCACCGCGCUUCGUGCUGUACGGAGACCAAGACGUCGCUAGCCAAUCGUUUGGUGCUCCGCCUUACUGGAACAUCACGGGCUUCAACGUGUUCAACCUGGCUUUCUGGACAGUCAAGUUUGGAGUGGCUGACAACGCGCAGAAGUUCGCGGCCAAGAGCGAUGCGGAUAAAAAGUGGUUCAAGAGUCGGUACGCUGGAGCAGGGAUGAAAUUGAUGGUUUCCGUGUUUGGUGCUACCGAUACCCCGCAGAGUAUGGGCAAAAACGCUACUGCGUUGGGCAGGACGAUUGCGAGUUUUGUCAAGAAAAACGGUCUGGAUGGAGUCGAUGUCGAUUACGAAGAGAUGGAGCUGUUCGCUCAAGGAAAAUCGAGCGAGUGGUUGAUCGAGCUCACACGAUCGCUGCGAAACCAACUGCCUUCGCCCGACUACAUUAUCACGCACGCUCCCGUAGCACCGUGGUUCAACGCUCAAAUGUACCCGAACGGCUACGCAUACAUCCACAGCCAAGUGGGCGACCUGAUCGAUUGGUACAACGUCCAGUUCUACAACCAGCAGAACUACAACACUUGCGACCAACUCAUUUGGAACGCCGCUGACAACUUUCCGCUCACAAGUCUGUUCGAGAUCAACAAGUACGCCGGUGUCCCCCUGGACAAGUUGGUCGUCGGUAAGCCCGCGUGGCAGAGCGAUGCAGAUGAUGGGUUUAUGAAACCGAGUGUGCUCGGCGGUUGCCUGAACAUCGCCGUCCAGAACGGCUGGAAGGGCGGGGCCAUGUUCUGGGAAUACCCGCACAUGACGCCUCACCGUCUCAGCGUCAUCACGGACGCUGCCGGAUUGAGCUAG
Messenger RNA from Mycosarcoma maydis (corn smut), 1140 nucleotides. RefSeq lists its product as uncharacterized. The transcript has a single exon. NCBI's taxonomy places the organism in Eukaryota, Fungi, Basidiomycota, Ustilaginomycetes, Ustilaginales. Gene Ontology annotation, biological process: carbohydrate metabolic process. Bases 1 to 1140 code for a protein of 379 amino acids. Gene Ontology annotation, molecular function: hydrolase activity, hydrolyzing O-glycosyl compounds. The record is from RefSeq and is a predicted model, not a curated record.